Molecule: messenger RNA, 1426 nt
Organism: Phasianus colchicus (ring-necked pheasant)
Lineage: Eukaryota; Metazoa; Chordata; Aves; Galliformes; Phasianidae
Source: RefSeq, a predicted model, not a curated record
CUGAGACCCUUAUGAGGACAUUGAGACCCUCAUGGGGACACUGAGACCCUCAUGGGGAUGCUGAGACCCUCAUGGGGACACCGAGACCCUCAUGGGCACAUUGAGACCCUCAUGGGGAGCCCUGAUCCUCAUGGGGACAAUAAGAUCCUAUGGGCACAUUAAGACAGUCAUGGGGAUGCUGAGACUCUCAUGGGGACACUGAAACCCUCAUGAGGCCACUGUGACACUUGUGGGGACGUUGAUUCCUUUGUGGGACACCGUAUUCCUUAUAGAGACCCUCCAUCCCUUACAGGGACGUCCAAGCCAUGUGGGGACACCAGCAUGUCCUCCUGGGGACACUGUGGCCCUUAUAGGGAAAAAGUGACUCUGAUGGGGACGUGGUGUCCACGUGGCCAGGAGGCGUUGCUGCCAGGGCCAACGCUUUGAGCAGCGCCCUGCAGAAGGGCUGUGCCGCACCGAUGGCACCGGGGGGUUCCUCCUGCAAUACAGUGCUGAUGGUCGUGGGGCUGCUGUCGCUGUGCAUGGUUCCUGCAGUGCUGCUGGAGCUGUGGCAGCCGGAUCCCGUCCUCUUUGUGGAAGCUGGCGCUGCGGUGAGCAUCAGAUGUAUGGCAGAUGAGAGGAUGGAUGGAGCAGGCAAAGUGCUGUGGUUCCAACAGAGACCCGGAGAGUCGCCCCGACUGCUUCUGAACUGCAUAGAGAAAAAGUUGGAUGUGUUCUCCUGUGAGUAUCAGCAGUAUUGUGCUGUGCUGCACAUCCAGCCUGCUCAGCCCAAGGACGCCGCUCGGUACCUCUGUGCAAACUCCGUCGUCUCCAAGCUGAAGUUUGGCAAUGGCACCGUGCUGCUGGUGGGAGACAGCUGGAGGACCCACAGCUGGGUGCAGGUUCUGGCCACCCGCUGGUCCCCCCAGCCCCCCCUCAGCCCAAUCUGUGCUGUGGGUGCCUCUGGUGGCCCCGUCCUCAUCUCCUGGCCGGGGGGGAACCGUCCCCAGGAGGUGCUGGGGCUGGGGAACAGCACAGAGCUGCUGCUCAGCCCUGGGGGAGCUGGGGGGCUGUGUGAGGUUCGCUUCAAUGCUUCCGGGCCCCACAUCCAGAGGAGCACAGAGCUGCAUGAAGCUGUAGGUGGCUGCCCAUUGCCCAGCGUUGUGGGAAUGGCCGUGGCUGGGAUAUUGCUGCUGCUGCUCAGCCUCUGCCUCAGUGCCCGUUUCCACCUCCCUGCACGGGCAGCCCAAUGCUGGGACCAUGUUGCUGUCCCAUCUUCAGACCAUCAGCCAACGGUCCUGGAGCCUCCAGAAUCACAGGGAGAGCUGCUGUAUGCACACCUCACCCUAUCCGGACCCACACCGCCAUGACACCGCCAACCAACACCAUGCUGGGAUUUCCCAACCCGUUUUGCCUAAACAAAUAAACGGCUUUAAGCUUUACAAAA